AUGGCUUCACGCAGACUCGUAUCUUCUCUGAUUCGAUCUUCCUCAAUCUCCGCCUCAACUUCGAGGCUCACUUCUCAAUCCCGUGCCUCUCCUUGCGGCUACCUUCUUAACCGCGUAGCCGAUUACGCCACUUCCGCCGCAGCUGCUGCCGCUUCUCACUCCAUAAAACUGAUCAGUGUUCCAGUGUUUUCUCAAACUAAUGCAUUAUUGAGAGUUGAGUUUGGUAAUGGAUUGACUAGAUUGCCUUCAGUUCAGCAUGGUUCUAUGCUUGUCCCUCAUUUCCGAACUAGGUUUAUGUCUACCGAGACGAAUUCUCUUGAUUCUUCUUCUCAAGAUAGUUCUUCACUAGAAUCUGAAGUGCCUCGUCGCAUCAAAUUUAAAAGAUUAGAUAAGACUGCAAGGCACAUUAUGCAGAUUUUAGACAAGGAAGCAGUGGAGGAGGUGAAAGGACAACGAGAGAUGCCUGAUAUAAAACCUGGUUAUAUUGUGCAGCUCAAAGUGGAAGUGCCAGAGAACAAGAGGCGCAUUUCUAUUAUAAAAGGGAUUGUUAUUGCAAGGCGUAAUGCUGGACUCAAUACUACAUUCAGAAUUAGAAGGAUGGUAGCUGGAGUUGGGAUUGAGUCUUUAUUCCCAUUGUAUUCGCCUAAUAUAAAGGAGAUAAAGGUGCUGGACAAGAAGAAAGUGAGAAGAGCCAAGCUCUACUACCUGCGGGAUAAAAUGAAUGCACUUAGAUAA
Messenger RNA from Vicia faba (fava bean), 735 nucleotides. The record is from the annotation of a GenBank genome assembly. NCBI's taxonomy places the organism in Eukaryota, Viridiplantae, Streptophyta, Magnoliopsida, Fabales, Fabaceae.